This is a messenger RNA of Haliotis rufescens (red abalone), 3976 nucleotides long. RefSeq lists its product as uncharacterized. The coding region runs from base 106 to 1692 and encodes 528 amino acids. The transcript has 13 exons. Lineage: Eukaryota; Metazoa; Mollusca; Gastropoda; Lepetellida; Haliotidae. The record is from RefSeq and is a predicted model, not a curated record.
GAAGUUCACCGAUACCAAGGUAUAUACUCACCUGUCCCUCUACAUAGAUGAAGGAGAAUGUGUCAACUAUAUACAAACCAAUCUGUAUACUAAUCACACUUUCUAAUGUCAGACAGUGAGAACAUUGUUAACAUGCCUGAGGCACUGCCUCGGUGGGCCAGGACAAGCCUGGGAGCAGGGGCUGGCUGUGCGCUGCUGAUGUCCAUGUACCUCAUGUUCAGCACGCGCAAGAAGAAGUCCAGGACUAAUAUAGUUGUCUUCAGUCGUUAUCCAACACCUGGUGCCACCAAGACAAGACUGGUGUCGGAACUGGGGCCAGGUGGGGCAGCGAGAGCUCAGCGAUAUAUGAGCGAGCACCUCUUUAGUGAACUGACAAAGUUCCAAUCAAAUGGUGACUCCCCAGCGCCCCAUGUGACGGUCUCUUACAGCGGAGCCACGGAGCCUCAGAUGGACCGAUGGCUGCAGCGGAGAUUUGCCAAGAUGGAUGUCUCAUGGUCUCCCCAAAUGCCGGGUCUGUGUCUUGGCGAGAAGCUGGCAUACGCUUUCCGUGAGAGCUUCUCACAGAACCACACUUACACCAUUGUUAUUGGGAGUGACAUCCCAGGAAUCACCACCGACAUCCUGAAAGAAGCCAUGACACUACUGCAUUCUCCCAGCACAGACGUCGUUCUGGGCAAGGCAGAAGAUGGGGGAUACUAUCUCAUAGGAAUGCAAGACAGCUGCAAGGGACUUGUUGAUGAAUUGUUCAAGGGAAUCAAAUGGGGCAGUGAGGAAGUGUUUCAGCAGCAGGCGGUAGCAUGCCGUCGUCUCAACCUGAAGGUACACCUGCUCCCAACAGUCCUCAAUGAUGUGGAUUAUCCUGAAGAUUUACCAGUUCUGGAGGCCAAAGUUGGAGUGCCACGCUCGGAGCUGAAACAUCCACACUGGAGCGUCAUCAUCCCAACAUAUAACGAGGCUGAUAACAUUGCUCGCACUCUCCGGGAUUUGCUGAGGAGGGUAAGCUCUACGGACAAUAUCGCGGAAAUUGUUGUGUCAGAUGGAGGAAGUUCAGAUGACACAGUUCAGAUCUGUCAGGAGUUUGCAAGGUCAUCCCCUGUAAAGGUCAAGGUUGUUUCAAGUAAACCUGGACGGGGGAUACAGCAGCAAACCGGGGUAAUGGCAUCGACCGGCUCCCUGCUCCUGUUCCUGCAUGCCGACACCCUGCUGCCCCAGGACUUUGAUGUCCUCAGCUGUGAGGCCCUGGCCACACCAGGGAAUGUGGCCUCUGCAUUCAACCUAGACUUUGAUGGUUUACACCCUGAAUACAGAAAAUCCCUUGGCUUGCCUGUGCCUGGCUGGCUGACAUGUUGCGGGCUCAAGAUUGUACGGCCAUUUGCAAACACUUUCUGCAACAUGACUGAGGAUCCGCAUGGCGACCAGGCCUUGAUGAUGACAAGGAAAAUGUAUGAUCGUGUCGGAGGAUUUGACCCUGUUCUGUUAAUGGAGGACUACAUGCUUGUAAGGAAGCUACACAAGAUGGGUCAUGUUGUAACGUUGCCACAGUCCGUCAUCACAUCAUCACGCAGAUUUGAAACCAAGGGUGUCUUUAAGACUACGUUUAUAAACAGAUCAGUGAUCAUGCUGUACAACCUGGGUGUGGACCCAGACACUCUGGCACAGCUAUAUUAUGGGAAGAAGUUGAAGAAGGAGUGAUGGAAACUGCCAGUACUAGUCAUUUGUUAUAGGAGUAGGUGGGUUGGAUGGAGUCGAGGGAAGAUGGGUGGGUUGGAGAGAGUGAAGGUGGUAUGGGUGGGUCGGAGAGAGUGAAGGUAGUCUUGGGUGGGGCAGAGAGAGUUGAGUGAAGAUGGGUGGGCCGGAGAGAGUCGAUGGUGGAUGGGUGGGUCGGGGCGAGUUGAGGUAGGAUGGGUGGGUCAGAGAGAGUUGACAGAAGAUUGGUGGCCUAGAGAGAGUUUAGGGAGGAUGAGUCGGUCAGAGAGAGUCAAUGGAGGAUGGAUGGGUCGGAGAGAGUUUAGGUAGAAUGGGUGGGUUGGAGGGAGUUGAGGUAGGAUGGAUGGCAUGGAGAGAGUCAGGGGAGAAUGGGUGGGUCGGAGAGAGUCGAGGGUGGAUGGAUGGGUCAGAGAGAGUCGAGGGUGGAUUGAUGGGCCAGAAUGAAUUGAGGGAGGGUUGGUGUGUUUGGAGAGAGUCAAUGGAAGAUAGAUUGGUAUAAAAAAGUCCAGAGAGGAUGGGUGGGUCAUGAAUGUUGCACAAUUGUGUGAUGGGUCUUGAAAAAGAGAUUCACUUUGUAAUUUGUAUGAAAAUAUACCUAUUCUGAAAUUCAUGAGGGUCAUGAAAAAACUGAAAAGAAAUCUGGAUGGAGGCUUAGAGGAUGGCAGAAAAAACUGAGAAGUGUCAUAUUUUUGAUACACUCUUUGAAAAAACCCCAUCUGCACCCAAUAUUCUCACUCCCUUUACACUGUCCCACCCAGUUACUGUGUAUAUAGUUCUCACAGGCAGUGGAGUGUAUCAGGAACACAUAGCAAAUUUGGUGUUGUAAAUAUCAUGCAUUACUUCCAAAUAUGAUCUCUUUCAGGGACAUGUGUUGGACUCAGAACUACAGCCAUUCUUUGAGGCAGGUUGUCUAGUCUUUGUCAUUCACACUGUGAUGUCAUAGCUGAAAUGAUGUCAUUUGCACUGAGAUGUCAUUACUGAGAUGAUGUCAAUUGCACUGUGAUGUCAUAGCUGAGAUUAUGUCAUUUGCAUUGUGAUGUCAUUACUGAGAUGAUGUUAUUUGCACUGUGAUGUCAUUACUGAGAUGAUGUUAUUUUCACUGUGAUGUCAUUACUGAGAUGAUGUCAUUUGCACUGUGAUGUCAUCAGAUAAAUGCCAUGUUUUCUGCUUUAAAUUGUGUCACCCUUAGUCAUUCUUUGACUCAGUGUUAUGCACUUAAGGUAAGGGGUUGGGAUAUUUGAGCUAACACUUCAAUUUUAGGGUUAGGAUAGUGAUAUGUAUGCAAACACUUUUGUUGUAAGCUUAGGGAUGGAAUAUUGUUAUUUCAAGGUUAGGGGUGGGAUAUUAAUGCAAACACUUUUAUUGUAAAACAAAGGUCGGGGAUAUUUUCCUUAUUCGCCUUAUGAAGCACUCCAAUUUCUAGACCAUUCUGUAAGAAAUCUUUAUAAGCACCCAGUACUGAGCCGAAAGUGUAUGUGACCAUCAGUAUUUUCCUGUAUAUAUUUUAGAUUUAUUUCAGAAAACACAGCAGUGUAGAAGGGAUAUAUAUUUACCCAGGAACUAUUAUCAGAAAAGUUUUAAUUUUGAUCUAAGUUUAUUCGCUACUUGUUGAUAUCUGAAAACAAAUUUAACUCUUUGUGUUUGGUUUUAAUGAGCAUCACACUUUGUUGAUUUGUAAGUUCCUGGGGUGCUUAUUACAGCAAAUACGGUAUGGGAAAUCUAAGUUCUUCAAUGAUCAUCAAGUUUGUGGUCAUUUCGAGAUGUUUCAGCAAAUGCACCUACAAACAAAAAUAUUCUCUUCCAAGGCAAGUAAACAUUUAUUUACUUUUUCUUUAGAAGGAAUGUAAUGUGAUGUGAUGUUAUGCUAUCACAUCUGAUGAAGGUAACAGAAACAGACAUAAAAUAUUCAGAAAAGCAUUCCUUAAUUAUUACCUGAAUAGCUUCUUCCCAUAUGACAGUGUGGUAAUGUCAGUGGCUUGACAUUUAGAAGGUUCACAAUUUGUAUCCCAAACAGAAAACUGUCACUUUCACCAGGGUGUAUCACUUGACUUCGAUUUCAGUUCAUAUGCAGUUGUGUAUAAUCAUUUAUUAGAAUGACAAGAUGAGAAUGUGUAGGUGUAAACCCUGCUGUUGUUAGUGAAAGUGUAGAGGUCAAUACACAUACAGUUGAUAGUGAAAGUGUAAAGGUCAAUACAUCUACAGUUGAUAGUGAAAGUGUAGAGGUCAAUACACCUACAGUUGAUAGUGAAAGUGUAGAGGUCAAUACACA